CCUGCCGCGUCUUGCUCUAUCCACCGCGGUCACUACCACCGCCACUACCACCACCACCGCCGCCACCACUACCGGUAUUCUAGAUUUGGUCGUCAGUUAUCAACCGAGUGCGAGACCCGGCAUCAAUCAUCUAUCAACUUGCCAUAACGCAUGAAACCAAAACAAUCAGGCCCCAUACGCACUGCGACUACGUCACCAUACUGUUUCGUCUCUUAAGUUGGCCUUGGUGCCGACCACACGUGCGAACAUCAUGACUAGCUUCGCUUCCAAGAGACUCGCAAAGGAACUCUCCAAGCUGAAAAAUGGCCUUCCCCCAGGCAUUGACCUAAUCUCAGCCGACAACUUCGAAGAAUGGCUCAUGGAUAUACGAGUCCUAGACGACAACCCCAUCUACCGCGGCGAGGUCUAUAGACUCAAAUUCAGGUUUUCUCCGCAAUACCCCAUCGAACCCCCAGAAGUAACCUUCAUCAAGCAAAGCGAUCGCCCGAUUCCCACCCACCCUCACAUCUACUCGAACGGCAUAAUUUGCCUCGACCUCCUCGGAAGCCAAGGGUGGAGUCCUGUUCAAAACGUGGAGACGGUGUGCAUGAGCUUACAGAGCAUGUUGACGGGGAAUUCCAAGAACGAAAGACCGCCUGGAGACGAGGAGUUUGUCCGGAGCAAUAGGAAACGACCACGCGACAUCGACUUCUACUACGAUGAUAACACGGUUUAAGCGACAGUUCCCUCUUUGUUCACAAAUGGUGGUUUGCUUGCGAAGUACUCUGUGGUUUGCAUUUGGGCGUUGGGCGAGCUUCGCAAAGCCUGGAAUAUGGGAAUCAUAACGGUUUGGGUUGGCGUGGUAGGUCAUCGGCAAAGGAUUUUUUUUUAGGUCAAGAAAUGUUCUUCCUCAUUUCACCGAGCGUGUGACUGUAUACGAGGGGUUGAAACUUUCCCAAGAGGACUUGCUGUCAUGAGCGACAUCCCAUCUUAUCAUCUCGGCUGUUUGGCUAGAGCGUGUCGGUAUAAUCAAAUUGCGAUGAAGUGGAAAUAUCUCCGCAGAUGGUGGCAUUUCCUUCGUCGGCAAUACGAAGAG
This is a messenger RNA of Sodiomyces alkalinus F11, 1075 nucleotides long. RefSeq names its product ubiquitin-conjugating enzyme. The coding region runs from base 251 to 715 and encodes 154 amino acids. Gene Ontology annotation, cellular component: nucleus. Gene Ontology annotation, biological process: protein polyubiquitination; proteasome-mediated ubiquitin-dependent protein catabolic process. NCBI's taxonomy places the organism in Eukaryota, Fungi, Ascomycota, Sordariomycetes, Glomerellales, Plectosphaerellaceae. Gene Ontology annotation, molecular function: ubiquitin conjugating enzyme activity. The transcript has 3 exons. The record is from RefSeq and is a predicted model, not a curated record.